AUGACGCUCUCCAUCUUUGUCCCUAUUGCAUACAUUGCAGCACUUUACCUUUCUCUGUCAUUAUUCUCGAAGAUAUAUCGCCGGCGCGCACAGCGUACCAUGCAAAAGUAUCAAAACACGUCGUCGCAGGAUGCUGAAACCCAGCCUGCCCGAGCGAUAUACAAAGCAUUGAGUGAAAUUCAGGAGGCCUAUCCCGACGAGCCUGCGGAGUCAGAGGAUUGGAUUGUGCCUCGAGAAACGCUUCAAGCGUCACUGCUUGCCCGCGCUGUCGCUGUUCUACGAAUCAUGAGUAGAUUGCGUCUCGACAAGCAGGCCCUCCAAUCUUUGCUGGAGAGUGGCUCGCUUGGUGACGACGCGGCGACAAUGCUCGAAGCAAAAGAAACUGAGAUUCGUGAUGAAGCGUUCCAGAUUGUGCGCGAAGCAAAUCGUUUCCAUCCAUCGUGGGGUCGGCUCAUUUUCGAGAAUGCAAACCAGAUCUCGAGCAACCUUAAUCAUCGCGACAUACUGCUAAACAUUUCCAAGCAGCGCACGGAUGAGCAGGCAAAGAUGCGUCAGAUGGGUAUGAAUGUGCCUGAGCUCAAGUUUAAUAUCAAGCCAGUCGCAGCCCCAACUUCAUAG
Molecule: messenger RNA, 618 nt
Organism: Malassezia restricta
Lineage: Eukaryota; Fungi; Basidiomycota; Malasseziomycetes; Malasseziales; Malasseziaceae
Product: translocation protein SEC66
Exons: 1
Coding region: 1-618 (205 amino acids)
Biological process (GO): post-translational protein targeting to membrane, translocation
Cellular component (GO): Sec62/Sec63 complex
Source: RefSeq, a predicted model, not a curated record